AUGGCGGGCGCUCCACCUCCUCCCUCCCAGUCUCAGCCUCUCUCCGCCGAAGAGGAAGCGCUCAAGAGUAGCAUGGAUUGCGUUUACUUUCUUGCUUCGCCUUUAACUUGCAAAAAGCCUUUUGAUGGAUUGCCGGGAACCCAAACAGCAACAUCUGCUGGACCCUCUGUGCCUGUAACGCAUGUGCCUGCAACACAGCCUGCGAUAACACCUACCCCACAUGUUACUCCUCAUGCAUCUGCCAAACAAGGAGUGCCUUGCAUAUUUUUCCAGAAAGGGCACUGUGUAAAAGGUGAUUGGUGUCACUUUCUCCACGUGCCAAAUUCCUUGAAUAACAAAGCCUCAACAGUGGCAGGAACAUCAUCUGCUGCCGAGCCUGCAACUCUGAAGAAAGCUUUUAGUGGAACCGAAAAGCCUGUGCAAGAGAAGAAGGUGGUCCUACCUGCGAGUGUACCUAAACCUGUCAAGGACUCCACACGGGCAAAUCCAAUCGUUGAGGUGGAAGCUCCUCCUAGAAAUGAAUUUGCCGUAAACAGGAGGGCACCACAAACAUCAAGCCAUAAUGAUUUCCCUAGAUACAGAACUACUCCUCCUGUUACCAACGGAACUCCAGUUAGCUGGUCCAAUCGUGUUCAGCCACCUCACCUUUUGGACGGACCUGAAAGCAUGAACAGUAAGGAAGCAGAAGAAGUUUCAAGAGAGCCCUCUCCUGGAUUCGAUGUUCUCGUAGAUGACGAGGGAAGAGAUUCCGAUUACUAUCCUGGUGAAGAUAGAUAUGGAAUGCCGAGAGAACAUGAAUCCAGGAAUGAAUAUGAUAUGGGUCACUCUAUCGAUUACAACGCGAUUGCUGCUCUUGAUGAUGACAGAUAUCAGGACCCUGUUGGUUAUAACUCGCAUGACCACCACAAGGGGCAGUACGGUUGGGAUCCGCGUAGAGCUUCGUCCGAGAGGAUGUCGGGAGGAUCUUAUCACGAAAGGAGGCCACACGCCAGGCGUGAUAAUGUUAGUCAAGUGGAUGAAUUAGAUCUAAGGCACCGUUUAGCAAAGCAGAAGAGACAAAAUGGUUUAAGAUCAGUCAUUAGCCACGAACACGCCCGUGACAUGGAAGUGAGAGACCGGAGCUACCAUGGUUCUUCGCAUAGAGACGAAAAACAUUAUUCCUUGAAUGAGACUUCUCUCAGCAGUCGUCUUCGAGGAAGAAUUAGAAUGCCUGGAAGAUCAAUAUCUCCGAACGAAAGGGAUAUGGUUAGGGGGGGUGACCGUAGUAGAAGGUCACCAGUGAGGGCAAGUAUCUCCCCUUACAAGGCAGGGAUUCGAGACAAGAUACAGUCAAGGGUCGGAGAAGCUUUUAAUAACGGUGGGAGGAAUAAUUAUACAGGCCAGCACAUGAGAAGAGAUUUUGCAGGUGACAAUAAUAAGGCCGAUUUUGCUCCACCAAAGAGUCUUGCUGAGUUAAAGAACAGGAAAAAUGCCGAACCUAGCCGACGGCAUUUGAGCGAUCAACAGUCACUUGGCAAGAGAAAACAUUCUAUUCUUGAUGUCGAGCAUCAACAAAUUGGUGGAGGCGGCGUUUCGUUUGAGGGGCCUAAGCCUCUACAAGAGAUUCUGAAGCGUAAGAGAGGUGAAAGAAGUGGAAUUGCUGAAGAGGAAGGUAUUAUUACCGAUGAUAAGAAUGUGGAAGAAGCAGCAGAUAAGAUUGACAAGGAAGAGAGCAGUCCAGCCGAAGAAGGUAUACUCGUUGAGGACGGGGUGAAUCUCGAGGCUGAAGUGUACGAGCCGAGGGAAGGUGAGUCCGAUUAUGAGCAUGUGGAUGGAGAGGAUUAUGAAUUGUAUGAUGGUGAGAAUGGAGAAGACGAAGGGGAAUACCCUGAUGAAGAAGACGAUGGGGACGAAUUUGCAAAGAAAAUGGGUGUCAUGUACUAG
This is a messenger RNA of Erythranthe guttata (spotted monkey flower), 1923 nucleotides long. The record is from RefSeq and is a predicted model, not a curated record. NCBI's taxonomy places the organism in Eukaryota, Viridiplantae, Streptophyta, Magnoliopsida, Lamiales, Phrymaceae.